AUGCCGCCUCGACGCCGCACCGAUCCCUACAAAGGCAAGGCGUACCACAUCCACUGCCGCCAGCCUCGUCAUGAUGACGGCGCCGAGGAAAUCUUGCUUGACGUCAACAAAUUGGCGGAAGGCCACGCGCACUGCGGCGUCCGCAGCGUCGAAGUGAGUCCUGACCACAAGUUGCUCGCGUACUCGGUGGACUUGAUGGCCUACGAAACGUACGACAUUUACAUCAAGGAUUUGGCCACCAACACCAUAACCAAGGCUGUGGAAGGAUGUGAUGGCAGGAUCGUGUGGGGUCGGGACGCUGAGACGCUGUUUUAUGUGACGCAGGAUGCCGCCCACCGCAGCCACAAGGUGUGGUCGCAUCUGUUGGGCGCGCCUCAGUCGGAUGACACGAGUCUCUUCACCGAGGACGACGAGAUGUUCUACGCCGACGUGUUCAAAACCAGCUCUGGCCGGUUCCUUGUCAUUCAGACCUUGUCACUAGUGACCACCGAAGUGCGCGUGCUCGAUUUGCACGACCCCCAAUCGUCCUUGGCUGUCGUCGCGCCACGUGUUCAGGGCGUGAAAUACACGGUGGAGCACUGGCAAAACGAGUUGUUGAUCUCGACGAAUCGCGACGGCGACGUCAACUUCAAACUCAUGUCGGUGCCACUCCAUAUCGUGUUGGACAAACAAAAGGCGGCACAUAACUCCCAAUGGACAUCCGUGUUUGCUUAUGAUCCAACAGUGAAAGUGGCGUCCGUGAUCUGCUUCGAAUCGUUCUUUGUGCUCAACGGGCGCCAAGAUGGCCUCACCCAGAGCUGGAUCUGCGGCAAAGACACCAAUAACUCCACGUGGCACAAGACCCGGCUCCCCAUGCCCGAAGCCAUGUACUCUCUGGGCACUGCUAAAAAUGUUGAAUACGCCACGACCAAGUACCGAUACACGUACAGCUCCCUGACGACCCCCCUGCAAACGGUGGAGUAUGACUUUAUAUCGAACACGACGGCGAUUUUGAAGGAAACGCCGGUGCCGCACUACGAUCGAUCAUUGUACCAUUGCGAACGGGUCGAGGCUACGGCAAGCGACGGCACGGCCAUUCCCAUGAGUGUGAUCUACCGAAAGGAUAAGAAGAAAGCGGAGGGCCAACCACAAGCGCUGCAUUUGUAUGGGUAUGGGUCGUAUGAAUGGCCGACAGAACCAAACUUCCAAGCCACGAUUUUGCCCUUGUUGGACCGCGGCGUCGUGUAUGUGAUCGCGCAUAUCCGUGGCGGCGGUGAAAACGGACGCACGUGGUAA
Molecule: messenger RNA, 1275 nt
Organism: Aphanomyces astaci
Lineage: Eukaryota; Oomycota; Saprolegniomycetes; Saprolegniales; Verrucalvaceae
Exons: 8
Coding region: 1-1275 (424 amino acids)
Biological process (GO): proteolysis
Molecular function (GO): serine-type endopeptidase activity
Source: RefSeq, a predicted model, not a curated record